UUGUAUCGGAGCUGGUAUGUUUUCAAGUGGUCGUUCCAUUCGAAAGUACAUGGAGGGGGUGGAGUAAUGGUAGUCGUAGUGUCCUUCUGAUGUUGCUCUUCCGCAUUGGACUUAGUAGCAAUGAGCGAUGAGAUUGCAUCCUGCGAGCCUGUUGUUACUAGCAGCGACAGUCAGUGUCCUGGAACCAGUAAUAUUUGCAAGCCAGACAGCUCACUCACAAGUCCAGUCGAAGGUAUAGUAGCUGCAACUGUGGACACAUCUGAAUGUGAUCUCGGCGUGGAGGCCUCUAACACGCAAGUGUUACCUUCGAGUGCAGUCAUUUUUGAACCAGACUGUUGCGAACCUUCAGAUAGCACAGCACAAAGGAUAGCAGAUGAUGUGGCAGCUGCUGACACACCUCCUGAAUGUGAUCUCGGCGUGGCCUCUUCUAACUCACAAGUGUUAUCUUCAAAUGCAGUCACCACGUCACCUCCAACAGAAGUACCAGUGGCUGACUCUGGCAAUGUUGAUAUGGGUGAUGAUACAGCUAUAUCCACGUCACCUUCCACAGUAGCACAAGUAACUGAUUCUGAUGCUGACCCGCACAACACUGUGCCAAUGCAGUCAACACUCGACAAUGUAAAGCUGUUGGGUGAGAAUGACACUUGGAGUGUCACAGCGGCCGAUGACAGUCGAGACGGCGAUCACAAUGGCUCGUUUAUAACAUUAGCUGAUGGUUUACAAAGCAAAGAUAUAAGUGGUCCGGAUGCAGAGAUGUCUGACGUUGAGGACAAUCGCAACCAGAGUGGCUCAGUCUUGUCCAAUAAAGCAGCGCAUGAACAUGCUGAUGACUGCCCAUCAGAGUGUGGGCGAUCGACACCUCCCACGUUCAGUUGUCGUGUAGAUAGUCCGGAGCUGUGCCUAUCUGAUAGUACUGCUGAACAUGUUCACCCGAGCUCUGAUGGGUCUGUAGAUUCUGAUGCUCGCAACUUGGAUUCUGGUCACGCGACUGGAAUGUCCAAGUCACAUUCAACAGUAGCACCAGUGGUUGACUCUGACAAUGUUGAUUCGGGUCAUGAUACGACAAUAUCCACGUCACCUUCAACCGCAGCACCAGUGACGGACUCUGGCAAUGUUGAUUCGGAUAAUGAUACGGCUAUAUCCACGUCACCUUCAACAGAAGCACCAGUGACUGACUCUGCCAAUGUUGAUUCGGAUCAUGAUACGGCUAUAUCCACGUCACCUUCAACCGCAGCAUCAGUGACGGACUCUGGCAAUGUUGAUUCGGAUCAUGAUACGGCUAUAGCCACGUCACCUUCAACAGAAGCACCAGUGGUUGACUCUGCCAAUGUUGAUUCGGAUCAUGAUACGCCCAUAUCCAAGUCACAUUCAACAGCAUCAGUGACUGACUCUGCCAAUGUUGAUUCUGAUCAUGAUACGACUGUAUCCACGUCGCCUUCAACAGCAGCACCAGUGGUUGACUCUGGCAAUGUUGAUUCGGAUCAUGAUACGCCUAUAUCCAAGUCACAUUCAACAGCAGCACCAGUGACUGACUCUGCCAAUGUUGAUUCUGAUCAUGAUACGACUAUAUCCACGUCGCCUUCAACAGCAGCACCAGUGGUUGACUCUGGCAAUGUUGAUUCGGAUCAUGAUACGGCUAUAUCUACGUCGCCUUCAACCGCAGCACCAGUGGUUGACUCCGGCAAUGUUGAUUCGAGUCAUGAUACGGCUAUAUCCACGUCACCUUCAACAGAAGCACCAGUGACCGACUCUGCCAAUGUCGAUUCGGAUCAUGAUACGCCUAUAUCCACGUCACCUUCAACCGCAGCACCAGUGACGGACUCUGCCAAUGUUGAUUCGAAUAAUGAUACGGCUAUAUCCACGUCACCUUCAACAGAAGCACCAGUGACUGACUCUGCCAAUGUUGAUUCGGAUCAUGAUACGGCUAUAUCCACGUCGCCUUCAACCACAGCACCAGUGACGGACUCUGGCAAUGUUGAUUCGGAUCAUGAUACGCCUAUAUCCAAGUCACAUUCAACAGCAGCACCAGUGACUGACUCUGCCAAUGUUGAUUCUGAUCAGGAUACGACUAUAUCCACGUUGCCUUCAACAGCAGCACAAGUGGUUGACUCUGGAAAUGUUGAUUCGGAUCAUGAUACGGCUAUAUCUACGUCGCCUUCAACCGCAGCACCAGUGGUUGACUCUGGCAAUGUUGAUUCGAGUCAUGAUACGGCUAUAUCCACGUCACCUUCAACAGAAGCACCAGUGACCGACUCUGCCAAUGUCGAUUCGGAUAAUGAUACGGCUAUAUCCACGUCACCUUCAACAGAAGCACCAGUGACCGACUCUGCCAAUGUCGAUUCGGAUAAUGAUACGGCUAUAUCCACGUCACCUUCAACAGAAGCACCAGUGACUGACUCUGCCAAUGUUGAUUCGGAUCAUGAUACGGCUAUAUCCACGUCACCUUCAACCGCAGCAUCAGUGACGGACUCUGGCAAUGUUGAUUCGGAUCAUGAUACGCCUAUAUCCAAGUCACAUUCAACAGCAACACCAGUGACUGACUCUGCCAAUGUUGAUUCUGAUCAUGAUACGACUAUAUCCACGUCGCCUUCAACAGCAGCACCAGUGGUUGACUCUGGCAAUGUUGAUUCGGAUAAUGAUACGGCUAUAUCCACGUCACCUUCAACAGAAGCACCAGUGACUGACUCUGCCAAUGUUGAUUCGGAUCAUGAUACGCCUUUAUCCAAGUCACAUUCAACAGCAGCACCAGUGACUGACUCUGCCAAUGUUGAUUCUGAUCAUGAUACGACUAUAUCCACGUCGCCGUCAACAGCAGCACCAGUGGUUGACUCUGGCAAUGUUGAUUCGGAUCAUGAUACGGCUAUAUCUACGUCGCCUUCAACCGCAGCACCAGUGGUUGACUCUGGCAAUGUUGAGUCGAGUCAUGAUGCGGCUAUAUCCACGUCACCUUCAACAGAAGCACCAGUGACCGACUCUGCCAAUGUCGAUUCAGAUCAUGAUACGCCUAUAUCCACGUCACCUUCAACCGCAGCACCAGUGACGGACUCUGCCAAUGUUGAUUCGGAUAAUGAUACGGCUAUAUCCACGUCAUCUUCAACAGAAGCACCAGUGACUGACUCUGGCAAUGUUGAUUCGGAUCAUGAUACGGCUAUAUCCACGUCACCUUCAACCGCAGCCUCAGUGACGGACUCUGGCAAUGUUGAUUCGGAUCAUGAUACGCCCAUAUCCAAGUCACAUUCAAAAGCAACACCAGUGACUGACUCUGCCAAUGUUGAUUCUGAUCAUGAUACGACUAUAUCCACGUCGCCUUCAACCGCAGCACCAGUGGUUGACUCUGGCAAUGUUGAUUCGGAUCAUGAUACGGCUAUAUCCACGUCGCCUUCAACAGCAGCACCAGUGAUUGACUCUGGCAAUGUUGAUUCUGAUCAUCAUACGACUAUAUCCACGUCGCCUUCAACAGCAGCACCAGUGGUUGACUCUGGCAAUGUUGAUUCGGAUCAUGAUACGGCUAUAUCCACGUCGCCUUCAACCGCAGCACCAGUGGUUGACUCUGGCAAUGUUGAUUCGGAUCAUGAUACGACAAUAUCCACGUCACCUUCAACCACAGUACCAGUGACGGACUCUGGCAAUGUUCAUUCGAGUCAUGAUACGGCUAUAUCCACGUCACCUUCAACAGAAGCACCGGUGACUGACUCUGCUAAUGUGGACUCGGAUCAUGAUACGACAAUAUCCACGUCACCUUCAACUGUAGUACCAGUGACUGACUCUGGCAAUUUGGAUCCUGAUACAGCAAUAUCCACGUCAGUGACCGACUCUGGCAAUUUGGAUCCUGAUACAGCAAUAUCCACGUCAGUGACGGACUCUGGCAAUGUUGAUUCAGAUCAUGAUACGCCUAUAUCCACGUCACCUUCAACAGAAGCACCAGUGACUGACCCUGUCAAUGUUGCUUUGGAUCCUGAUACGGCAAUAUCCACGUCAGUGACUGACUCUGGUAAUGUUGAUUCGAGUCAUGAUACGGCAAUAUCCAUGUCACCUUCAACUGCAGUACCAGUGGUUGACUCUGCUAGUGUUGAUUCGGAUCACGAUACGGCAAUACCCAUGCCACCUUCAACAGUAGCACCAGUGACUGACUUUGAUGCUGACCCGCACGACACUGUUGUGUCAAUGCCGUCAACACUCGACAAUGCAAAGCUGUUGGAUGAGAGUGACACUUGGAGUACCACAGCGCCCGAUGACAAUCGAGCAGGUGAUCACAAUGACUCAUUUAUAACAUUAGCCGAUGGUUUACAAUGCAAAGAUAUACGAAGUUCGGAUGCAGAGAUGUCUGACAUCAAGGACCGUCGCGACCAGAGUGGCCCAGACUUGUCCGAUAAAGCUGCGCAUGAACAUGCUGUAGUCUGCCCUUCAGAAUGUAGACGAUCGACACUUCCCAAGUUCAGUUGUCUCGUUGAGGAUGAUGAACUGUGCCUACCUGAUAUUGCUGCUGAAAAUAAUCAGCCGGAUUCUCUUUGGUCUGCGGACCCUGGCACUCGCAACGUUGAUUCUGGUGAUGGGACUGCAAUAUCCACGUCACCUUCAACUGCAGUACCAGUGGUUGACUCUGCCAAUGUUGAUUUGAGUCAAGAUACGGCAAUACCCACGUCACCUUCAACAGUAGCACCAGUGGCUGACUCUGAUGCUGACCCGCACGACACUGUCGUGUCAAUGCAGUCAACACUCGACAAUGCAAAGCUGUUGGAUGAGAGUGACACUUGGAGUACCACAGCGCCCGAUGACAAUCGAGCAGGUGAUCACAAUGACUCAUUUAUAACAUUAGCCGAUGGUUUACAAUGCAAAGAUAUACGAAGUUCGGAUGCAGAGAUGUCUGACAUCAAGGACCGUCGCGACCAGAGUGGCUCAGACUUGUCCGAUAAAGCUGCGCAUGAACAUGCUGUAGUCUGCCCUUCAGAAUGUAGACGAUCGACACUUCCCAAGUUCAGUUGUCUCGUUGAGGAUGAUGAACUGUGCCUACCUGAUAUUGCUGCUGAAAAUAAUCAGCCGAAUUCUCUUUGGUCUGCGGACCCUGGCACUCGCAACGUUGAUUCUGGUGAUGGGACUGCAAUGUCCACGUCACCUUCAACUGCAGUACCAGUGGUUGACUCUGCCAAUGUUGAUUUGAGUCAAGAUACGGCAAUACCCACGUCACCUUCAACAGUAGCACCAGUGGCUGACUCUGAUGCUGACCCGCACGACACUGUCGUGUCAAUGCAGUCAACACUCGACAAUGCAAAGCUGUUGGAUGAGAGUGACACUUGGAGUGUCACAGCGGCCGAUGACAGUCGAGCAGGCGAUCACAAUGACUCGUUUAUAACAUUAGCCGGUGGUUUACAAUGCAAAGAUAUACAUGGUUCGGAUGCAGAAAUGUCUGACAUCGAGGACCGUCGCGACCAGAGUGGCCCAGACUUGUCCAAUAAAGCUGCGCAUGAACAUGCUGUAGUCUGCCCUUCAGAAUGUAGACGAUCGACACUUCCCAAGUUCAGUUGUCUCGUUGAGGAUGAUGAACUGUGCCUACCUGAUAUUGCUGCUGAAAAUAAUCAGCCGAAUUCUCUUUGGUCUGCGGACCCAGGCACUCGCAACGUUGAUUCUGGUCAUGGGACUGAAAUAUCCACGUCACCUUCAACUGCAGUACCAGUGGUUGACUCUGCCAAUGUUGGUUUGAGUCAAGAUACGGCAAAACCUUCAACAGUAGCACCAGUGACUGACUCUGAUGCUGACCAGCACGACACUAUCGUGUCAAUGCAAUCAACACUCGACAAUGCAAAGCUGUUGGAUGAGAGUGACACUUGGAGUGUCACAGCGGCCGAUGACAGUCGAGCAGGCGAUCACAAUGACUCGUUUAUAACAUUAGCCGAUGGUUUACAAUGCAAAGAUAUACGAAGUUCGGAUGCAGAGAUGUCUGACAUUGAGGACCGUCGCGACCAGAGUGGCCCAGUCUUGUCUGAUAAACCAGCGCAUGAAAGUGUGGGUGCCUUUGCGCCAGAAUGUGGUGCAGGAUUGCGUGACACCCCUGGCGACGUGCACAGCAGCGGCCGUAGUGCGUUUGUGACCAGUGGCAAGGCACCUACACAAGAUUCGCUCAUGGAUGGUAGUUUCAGCUUUGACGAGCCAAGCAUCAGCAGCAGAGAAGCCACUAGGACUUACUUCGGCCCGUGCAUGAGUGGUGAAGAGUCCUUCAACGACGGCGACGCCGACGGCAGUAUGUCAAUGCGCAGCAUGAUCUCAGUCAGCGAGUAUCCCCGGCGUGCUGUUGGCCGUGUUAGCGGCAUUUGCAGCGACUCGAUCCUUAAUCAGCCGCUUCCUUCCAGUGCCGGGGAGCACGUGAAGGCUAGAAAGUCCUGUGUGGCAGUGGUCAGUCCCAACUGGACGGUAUCGCGUAGGGACUCUUUCCCAUGUAUUCCGGACAGUGCACGGGGUGCGGGCACAUGUGACUCUGACAGUUCAAACUCAGUCGACGAAAGCGUCCAGUCAAUCCAUGGCAGUGAGUCGCUGGAUGGAGUCGCAGUGGAUCCUGGAGUCCUGUGCAUGUCAAGUCGCUUGUGCUUAUUUGGGGACGGUGAGAGAGAACUGACUACUGUGGACUCGGCUGAUGAAAGUGCCGGCGAAAAUGACAUGUUUCCCAGUCAGUCGGUGCCACCUGGCACAUUGCCACGUUCACAAACCAAGUUCCUUGAACUAUCAAACUCGACCAUUAGGCUUCGACCUGAUUCUCCAUCUCAAGCGACGAUGAUUGAGCACAAUGUUGCUGGUCUGAACAAGCUCAUUUCCGGAGAAGCCUUACACACCUCAGAUCGAUCGUCGGAUGCAGCCACCGUCAGUCGGCUUGCAGAGCACCUGUUGAAAACCGGCUUCGUUUUGGAGCCUAUCGGCGACUCAGCAUUCCUUCUGCGCAGUGCUGUGGCUGCGUAUGCCGAGCGUAUGGAAGCGGGGCCUGUGAAGAAAGAGCCCGAGGUGCUCUCGCUGGCAGAGCACAGAACAUUGCUGAUUGAAGCUACGCGCCAGCAGUCCAAGAUUGUCCAGGAGUCAGAGGCAGCAAAUGCCAAGGCCCUGAAAGAAAUGGAAGAGCAGCACAGUAAGAGUAUCAAGCAACUUCAAGAAGACCUGCAGAAAGUGCGCGAAGAGCUCGCCAACACGCUGAGGGAAAAGGAAAACGCAACGCCAAAGCCAACGGAACCGGUGAAGGUUGAAGUUCCAGCAGCUGCUGCUGCCGCGCCACCGCCGCCGCCACCACCUCCUCCGCCCUCGUCCGAUGGCAGUGCAGGAGCUGCACCACCACCGCCGCCACCUCCUCCACCUGGUGGCAUGGGAGGACCACCGCCGCCGCCUCCGCCACCAGGUGGCUUUCCCGGCGGUGGUCCACCUCCACCUCCACCACCGCCUGGUGGCAUGCCGGGUGCACCUCCACCUCCACCGGGCAUGGGCGGACCACCACCGCCACCCGGCAUGCCUUUCAUACCUGGCAUGGUACCCGGGGGGCAGCAGCAGCAGGGCAAAGUCCGACCCAAUGUCGCUAAACUCAAGAAGCCCAAGGAAUUGAAGCCGCUCUUCUGGAGCCGAAUUCAAUUGAAGCCUACUGGGCCGAAGCCAGACUGUCUUUGGACUAAGCUGUCGGAGCCACUUAUCGACACUGACGAGCUGGAGUCAUUGUUUAUCAAGAAGAGCCCUAACAACAAGUCCAUUGUCAAGUCAAUGAAGGACAUGGGUAAGAAGACGAGCAAGCCGGCAGCUAUCAAGCCGGUCACUGCUCUGGAUGGUAAGCGCUUUCAGUCUGUUGGUAUUGUGAUGAAUGUGCUGCGCAUGUCACUGGAGGAGUUGCAGACCUCUAUGCUCAACUUGGAUGCCACUGUGCUGACGGAGGAGCACAUUCGCAGUUUGUGGGAAGUGCGGCCGCAGGGUGACGAAAUCUCCUCCAUCAAAAGCCUGGCGAAAGGCGAAGCUCCGCUUGACAAGCCCGACACGUUUCUUCUGUCCGUGAACGAGAUCCCAUCUUUCUCGGAGCGUCUGCAGUGUAUGUUGCUGAAGGGCUGCUUUGCUGAGGCACUGUCGGACGUGUCACGCCGUGCUACGGACAUGCUGCUUGUUGUUGACUUCUUGCACAACAGUUCUAGUGUGCACACGCUGCUCGGCUUCGUGCUGGCGUUUGGCAACUGUAUGAACUCUACCAACAACUCGCGUGGCAACGCCGAUGGAUUCCAGCUGGAUCUGCUCUCCAAGCUGCGCGACGUGAAGUCGCACGACAACCAGACGAAUCUCUUGCGUCACUUGUGCAUAAUGUGGAUCAUGCAAGACCCCAACGCGGGCACGAAUGAGUGCAAAUUACCGUUGCCAGAGCCUGCCGACCUCACGCAAGCCACAGCAGUCAAGUUUGACGAGGUCUCUGCCGACCUGCGCAAGCUUGACGAGGAAGUCAAGGGAGCGCAGGCCGCCUACAAGAAGGUCAUCAAGGAGAGCAACAAGACCAACCGAGAGCCGUUCAAGACCAUCAUGGAGGUGUUCCUGUCCAUGGCCACCAGAGAGCUGACAUCUGCACGCUCCUUACUGGAAGAGUGUAUCGAGCGGUUCCAAGCUCUAGUCACAUUCUACCAGGUGAAGCCACAGCCGGGCGAGUCUGAAGUAGCUCCUAAAGACUUUUUCGAACUGUGGAUCCCUUUCACCACUGAAUUCAAGGAGUACUGGAAGAAAGAGCAAAAGGAAGUGCUCAAGGUGAAGGUGGAGAAAGCCAAGGUGAUUGUGGAGGAGAAGAAAGCUAAUGUCAGUGUCAAGGUCAAGGAGUCUUCUGGGCUCAAGGCCAAGAUGCUGGCAAAGAAUCUCCGCAGGACGAUCCGUCGCAACACCAAGGAUGCCGACAAGUAGUCCUGGCUCCAUGGCAGCUACACUAGGCCUCUACCUGGCUCUGUGCACAAGCAGAACAACGUCUUGCUGCUGCUGGUAAGUGUACAGAGUAGAGUGUGAAUUCUCAGCCAUGCUGUGCAUGCCAUGAAGAAACCUGCAUGACUCUAGAUGUGCUUUCCUUUCCUCGGCACAAUUAUUUCUUAGGCUACUUAUGCCGCUUAGGGCUACUCUAUCGGUCUUGCGUUGUCUCGACUCUCCACCGCCGCUUCUAGCUACCGCAUCCUCGUUGUGCGUACGUAUGCAACGUGCUUGCAGCUAGCUCCCCCUGUGCAUUUGCAUUCAUAUCCUAGGUCCUACACCAUCGGCGGUGCUGCUUUGUCCAGCUUUGUGCGGGCUAAGCGUGGAGCUCUACUCGCCUGUUAGCGGUAUGUACAGCAGGUACAUGUAUAGUCCCUGCAUGGCGGCCCAAUUUCAGGUCUAUAUCUAUUCCGAGUCGUGUUUAGCUUGAUAUGCUCCUCUGCACUUGACUCUCCCAGCAUUUCAUUGUUUAUUUUUCGUGUCAUGGGCAUUUACACUGCCUCCCUCUGGAUAUUUCUAUUUCCCAACAAUUUUGGGCCGGUCCCACCUCCCCUCUUUCAAUAGCUGCACUGAAAGUUAGCUUUAAGUUUGAGCUUUGUUAAUGUCGAGCAAUGACAUGCUCAGGUCUAAUUGAUGUUGCUGGCUUUUUUGAGCUCCUUGUUUGUAACUUCUUUUUGUAUCUUAAUCGUAUCUCUCUCUCUCUCUCUCUCUCUCUCUCUCUCUCUCUCUCUCUCUCUCUCUCCCUCUCUCUCUCUCUCUCUCUCUCUCUCUCUCUCUCUCUCUCUCUCUCUCUCUCUCUCUCUCUCUCUCUCUCUCUUUCUUUCUCUCUUUCUUUCUCUCUCUCCCUCCCUCCCUCCCUCUCUCUCUCUCUCUCUCUCUCUCUCUCUCUCUCUCUCUCUCUCUCUCUCUCUCUCUCUCUCUCUCUCUCUCUCUCUCUCUCUCUCUCUCUCUCUCUCUCUCUCUCUCUCUCUCUCUCUCUCUCUCUCUCUCUCUCUCUCUCUCUCUCUCUCUCUCUCUCCCCCCCUCUCUCUCUCUCUGUCUCUCUAACUCACACACACACACACACACACACACACACACACACACACACACACACACACACACACACACACACACACACACACACUCUCUCUCUCUCUCUCUCUCUCUCUCUCUCUCUCUC
Molecule: messenger RNA, 10108 nt
Organism: Sycon ciliatum
Lineage: Eukaryota; Metazoa; Porifera; Calcarea; Leucosolenida; Sycettidae
Product: mucin-4-like
Exons: 1
Coding region: 121-8889 (2922 amino acids)
Biological process (GO): cortical actin cytoskeleton organization
Cellular component (GO): cytoplasm; cytoskeleton
Molecular function (GO): actin filament binding
Source: RefSeq, a predicted model, not a curated record